Molecule: messenger RNA, 747 nt
Organism: Cottoperca gobio
Lineage: Eukaryota; Metazoa; Chordata; Actinopteri; Perciformes; Bovichtidae
Product: granzyme-like protein 1
Exons: 5
Coding region: 1-747 (248 amino acids)
Biological process (GO): proteolysis
Molecular function (GO): serine-type endopeptidase activity
Source: RefSeq, a predicted model, not a curated record
AUGGAUGGUCUGUACAAGCUUCUGCUUUUUCCUGUUCUGGCAUGCCUCGGACGAAACGUACUUGGGAGUGAAAUCAUAAAUGGGGAAAUAGCCUCAGAGGACUCGAUGCUGUAUAUGGCAUCGGUGCAGGAGAAUAGAAAACACGUAUGUGGAGGAUUCCUUGUCAGUGAAGACUUUGUCGUCACUGCUGCGCAGUGUGAUGUGGAUUUAGAAACCACAUUGGUAAUUCUUGGCACCCAGGAUCUGAAAAAGGUUAACGUAAUAAAUAGAGCGAUUGUAAAGAAGUGCAAACCUGCUCGUAAGAACAACAAUGAAUCGAAUGACAUCAUGCUCCUCAAACUACUUAAGAAUAAUAGAAAAGAAAAGAAAGUACCAACAAUUCCACUUCCAACACCUGAUAUGAACGUACAAGAAAAUGAACAGUGCCUUGUAGCUGGAUGGGGUUUCACUGGUCCUGGUACUACACUUGAUAACGAGCUAAGAGUGGUGAAUGUGACUGUCAUUAAUCAGCAAGAGUGUAAACAGAAACUGCCUGCUCUCCGUGCCAAUGUCAUCUGUGCAGGUGGAUAUGAUAAAGGAUCCUGUAAGGGUUAUGCUGGUGGUCCUCUGGUUUGCGACGGGAAGGCUGUUGGGGUUGCGUCUUGCUACGAGAAGGAAUGUAAAUGCAGAACUGGAGCCCUCGUCUACACACACAUCUCAAAGUUCCUUCCCUGGAUCAACAAGGUUCUCGAGAAAAACGAUUGUUAA